Messenger RNA from Aspergillus homomorphus CBS 101889, 645 nucleotides. RefSeq lists its product as uncharacterized. The transcript has a single exon. Gene Ontology annotation, biological process: protein phosphorylation. Gene Ontology annotation, molecular function: protein kinase activity; ATP binding. Lineage: Eukaryota; Fungi; Ascomycota; Eurotiomycetes; Eurotiales; Aspergillaceae. The annotation marks the transcript as partial. The record is from RefSeq and is a predicted model, not a curated record.
CGGAAGAUGAUAGCCAAGCUGUACGACGCGAAGUACAGCAUACGCGAGAUCAAGCGAUUCGUCUACGCAGACAAGCAGUAUGUGCGGGAAACGGCGGCAUACCGCCACCUAAUCCACAACCGGCUGCAGCAGUAUAUCCCCAAGUUCUACGGGUCUUGGUCGGCGAGCAUUCUCGACAAUGCAGGCGGUCAGCGGCGGUCGGUGCGGAUGAUUCUGACCGAGUACGUGGUCGGCACGGACAUGGUGCAUCUCAGACCGGAAGCCUUCUCCCAGCACCGGCGCAUGGAGAUCAUGCGACAAGUCCUGAAAGCCGAGUCACGGUUCUACGCCUGCAAUCUGCGUCACAUGGACCUGUUUCCGCGCAAUGUGAUGAUUACAGAGGAGUCUGUCCGUGCGGGCGGGGCGCUGCACAUCGUCAUUAUUGACUUCGGGCUGGCGUGUCUUUUCCGCUCGCCGGAGGACGUCUACCGCGGACACGACUCCCAGCUGUUGGAAGGGCGAUAUAUCAGCCCUAUUCUGCGCUGGUGGCAUCCUCUGGGCCAGCGGGACGAUUGGACGCUGUCCCGUUGGAUAGACUGGAACUGGAACCGCUGGCUCAUCAGGACUUUCGAGAAGGAUUUGCCUGAUAUCACCCCCGAAAUGCGG